AUGACGUCCGGUACUGUCUCUUCCCUCGUUCUCCUCCUCUUGAGCUGUACACAGGUGUUCGCUCAAACAGGACAAACGCAACAAGUGUCUUACAACCAAGUUCUUAAUCUCAAUGGCGAUAUGAAACUCAACUCAUUCCAAUUCCCCGACCGCUCUAGGGUCGAGACAUUCUCCCAGAAACAGCAGCAGAUAAUCGUUAAUCAACAAACACCUGCCAUCCCCGCCAACCAGGUCACAGGAACGACUGGUCAGUCUUUCGUCGCUGUCUCGCCGCAAUCCAUGAUCAUCAGCACAAAUGGCGCUACCGAUCUAGUUGGUGGCCAGAUCGAGAUGGCCAUGACCAUGCAGAACUUGCAGGGCGCUGCGGUGCAGCCGGACAACACCUAUGUGGCUAUGCUGUCACCCGACCGUCAGUCCUGGAUGAUCCAGGAGACUAUGAGGAGUGUCAACACCACUGAUAUGACGGUCCGCAUGGUCAAGCGUACUCAGAUGGACGGUGAAUACAUGGUUGUUGGCCGCCAGACUGUUGAAACCAACACUCUGGUCACUCCUUUCGGUAGUGAUGGCAGCACCUCAGUGGCAAUUCAGGGUACCGGUCUGCAAGAGAACGAGUUCCAGGAUGGCUUCAGGAUGUCUACCCGUGCUACUCAGCCCAUGACCAUGAACGUCGAUGUCAAAGAUGGUGUUGACUCUGGUAUGCUUGCUGCUCUUCAGGGCCAGGCCCCGGUCAACGACUACCGUUACUCGGUCACAACCAACCUGGCUGCCGUCACUCCGGAUCUGAACCAGCAAGUCACCGUCAUUCAGAUGCCCCGUAAGUCAUUGUUCCUUUCAUUUGCAUCUGAGGCUAACAGAGAUAUAGUCAACCCUGUCCGUAUCCAGAAGAUGAUGCAAGCCAUGGGAGUCCCCCCUACUGGCCAGGUCGCAGUCGCAGUCGCCCAGCGCGGUGUUCUCCAGAACCCCGGAGGUGCAACAGGGAACCUCGGUGGAGCCGCUGGUGUAGCCGCUACCCAGCGCCGUGGUCUCAGCCGCGACGAGUUCAGACAGGAGGUCGCCCGCCAGAUCCAACAAGGCACACCGCAGACCGUACCGCAGGGCACACAACAGGGUACACCUACCAACGGCAACAACCCUGUCGCAGCUCAGCUUCUUCUUGCGCCUACCUUCACCCCAAUCCAGGCCAAUGCCGUUCUCGACCAGACCAACAUGCGCAUUGCCGUUCCCGUCCGCCAAGUUGAUGGAGAGUACAUCCUUACGAUGCAGAUGAUGGGCGGUGCGCAAGCCGCUCAGCCCGCCCAAGCCCCUCAAGCUGCCGCGCCUCAGCCUGCCGCUGCAGAGGGACAGACGCCCACUGCUGCUGAGCCUGCUACAUCUUCUAGUCUGACGCCUGCCGGUGAGGCCCCCGCAGCCGCUGCUAGCCCAACCGAGCUUAAGCCAACUCCUGAGGCCGAGAAGCCAACAGCCGAAGGCGCAAAGCCAGCUGCUGAAGGAGCAAAGCCGUCCACUGAGGGUGAGAAGAAGCCAUCGACCGAAGGUGAGAAGCCAGCCCUUGAAGGCUCCGCCUCAAACAGCACCUUGGCCGCCAAACCGGAGCGCCGCGCGGAGACCAAAGCCUCCAGCACUGACAAAUACGGUGAUGUCAAGGCCCCCAAGGGUAUGAUCAUUAUGACCAUGAAGGAGGUUGACAGCAUGGUUGCCGCCGUUACUUGGGGUGGCCAGGUCGCCAUUACCAAGAUGAUGAACGAGUACGUCAAGGAGCAGACUGGCAAAGGCAUGGCACCUAUGAAUGCUACUGAGACUGCGGCGGGUGGUGUCAAGAUUACCCUCUGA
Molecule: messenger RNA, 1830 nt
Organism: Alternaria hordeiaustralica
Lineage: Eukaryota; Fungi; Ascomycota; Dothideomycetes; Pleosporales; Pleosporaceae
Exons: 2
Coding region: 1-1830 (609 amino acids)
Source: RefSeq, a predicted model, not a curated record